GGCCCAUAAGCAAACACAAAAACCUUCCUUUUAAUAUUGUCAAUCAAACAUGAGCAACAACGAAGAAUUGAAGGAAGUCCUGGACACUGAGAUUGAGUCCAACUGGGAAGAGGUUGUUGAUAACUUCGACAACAUGAACCUCAAGACUGAGCUUCUCCGCGGUAUCUACGCCUACGGUUUCGAACGCCCUUCCACCAUUCAACAGCGUGCCAUUAUGCCCGUUAUCAAGGGUCACGAUGUCAUUGCUCAAGCCCAGUCUGGUACCGGAAAGACUGCCACCUUCUCCAUCUCCAUUCUCCAGCGCAUUGAUGUUACCUUGAAGGCUACUCAAGCUCUUAUCCUUGCCCCCACCCGUGAAUUGGCUCUUCAAAUCCAGAAGGUCGUUCUCGCUCUCGGUGACUUCAUGGGUGCUGAGUGCCACGCCUGUGUUGGUGGUACUAACGUCCGUGAGGAUAUGGAGAAGCUCCGUAGCGGCUGCCACGUUGUUGUUGGUACCCCCGGUCGUGUCUAUGACAUGAUCAACCGUGGUGCCUUCAAGACCGACCACAUGAAGAUGUUCGUUCUCGAUGAAGCUGAUGAAAUGUUGUCUCGCGGUUUCAGAGAGCAAAUCUACGAUGUUUUCCAACUUCUCCCCACUGAGACACAAGUUGUUCUCUUGUCUGCUACCAUGCCACCAGAUGUCUUGGAAGUUACCACCAAAUUCAUGCGCGAACCCGUCCGUAUUCUCGUCAAGCGUGACGAACUUACCCUUGAAGGUAUCAAGCAGUUCUACGUUGCUGUUGAAAAGGAAGAGUGGAAGCUCGACACCCUCAGUGAUCUCUACGAAACUGUUACUAUUACCCAGGCUGUCAUUUUCUGCAACACCCGCAGAAAGGUUGACUGGCUCACUGACAAGCUUCACGCUCGUGAAUUCACCGUCUCUGCUAUGCACGGUGACAUGAGCCAAGAGCAGCGUGAAGUCAUCAUGAAGGAGUUCCGUUCUGGAUCUUCCCGAGUUUUGAUCACCACCGAUUUGUUGGCUCGUGGUAUUGAUGUCCAACAAGUUUCCCUUGUCAUCAACUACGAUCUCCCAGCAAACCGUGAAAACUAUCUCCACAGAAUUGGUCGUGGUGGUCGUUUCGGUCGUAAGGGUGUUGCUAUCAACUUUGUCACCAGCGAGGACGUCCGCAUGUUGAGAGACAUUGAAUCAUUCUACAACACCCAGAUUGAGGAGAUGCCCAUGAACGUUGCUGACCUCAUUUAGACGCAUUCAUAAUCUUUUUCUUCGUUCUUUACAAUAAAAAAUGACAAUAUAACGAGAAAGUGAAAAAGCUUUCAUCCAAUCUUUCUGUUCA
Messenger RNA from Umbelopsis ramanniana AG, 1334 nucleotides. RefSeq lists its product as uncharacterized. The coding region runs from base 50 to 1243 and encodes 397 amino acids. The record is from RefSeq and is a predicted model, not a curated record. Gene Ontology annotation, molecular function: RNA helicase activity; ATP binding; RNA binding. Lineage: Eukaryota; Fungi; Mucoromycota; Umbelopsidomycetes; Umbelopsidales; Umbelopsidaceae. The transcript has 6 exons.